Messenger RNA from Amphibalanus amphitrite, 662 nucleotides. It is a transcript of the gene ND-B18, whose product is annotated as NADH dehydrogenase [ubiquinone] 1 beta subcomplex subunit 7-like. The record is from RefSeq and is a predicted model, not a curated record. NCBI's taxonomy places the organism in Eukaryota, Metazoa, Arthropoda, Thecostraca, Balanomorpha, Balanidae. Bases 191 to 580 code for a protein of 129 amino acids. The transcript is spliced from 5 exons. Gene Ontology annotation, cellular component: mitochondrion.
GAGGUGACGUUUGUUAUAAUUUACAAAAACUAUUUAAAUUGCCACACUCAGUUUCCCACCAAUGGUUGUUUUGAACCCAAUAUAACCAAUGAGGACAUAUCGGGAACAUCGCUUGAAGUAACAUCACCAGGUGGUGCAUCCAUCGAUCGUUUGUAUUCUGAGGGCGAGCGGAGCUCGGACGGGCAGCACCAUGGGUCACUGGGUGUCACGCUACUACACGGACCCCAACUACUCGCCGGAUCACACCCAGCCGUCCAAGUUCGAGCCCGGCUUCGGCUUCCAGGGCGAGCGGAAGGAGAGGGAAAUGAUUGCCACUGAGGAGGAGAUGUCCAGCGCCAAGCUGCACCCUCGGGACCGCGACUACUGCGCCCACAAGCUGAUCGCCUUCAACGCCUGCAAGCGCAAGGAGUGGCCGCUCGCCUACAAGUGCGCGCACGAAAAGCACGAACUGAUGAACUGCCAGUACGAGGACUACAUGAUCCGUAUGCGCGAGUAUGAGCGUGAACGGCGGCUGCUGCAGCGUCAGAAGAGACUGGAUGAGAAGGAACGGCGGCUAGCGGCCGAGGAGCUGGCGGCCUGAGCGCGCGCUCGUGAGUGUCCGAGUCUAGCCGUGUUUUGUACAGCGCCCCUGUUGAUGUGUAAAUAGAUAUGGUAUAGUGGUA